GCCAAUCAUUAUUGAAUGCUGCGCCCACCUCUACCAAAUUGGCAUAUAAAUAGCGAGAGCAACCCCCUUUCUGCCCCCGACAUCGAACCAACUCCAUCUUCUUCCCCAGAAAGGAAAUCAAUGGACGUCUCAACCAUUCAUCCUGCUCCAUGGCCUGUUCUCUUCACCUCUCCCCUCCUCUUCCCCUAUCAUUUCAUCCCUGAAAACUACGUCCACUGGACAGAAACCCCUGAAUCUCACAUUUUCUCAGCUGACCUCCCCGGUGUUAGGAAAGAGGAGAUAAGAGUGGAGGUUGAAGACUCCAGGUACCUGAUAAUAAGAACUGAGGCUGCCGACGCGUCAACAGAGCCCGCCAAGAGCUUCAAGAGGAAAUUCCGGCUCCCGGGCAUGAUCGAUGUUAGCGGGAUCUCGGCUGGGUACGAAGAUGGGGUGCUGACAGUUACAGUGCCGAGGUCUUUUGUGAGGAGAGGGUUCUAUAUUGAGCCAGCUGACUUGCCUGAACGGCUGGAUGUUCUGGCAAGGGCUGCUUGAGUUGAAUCAUUGUUUGAAUACCAUUAAUGUUCUUGUUCUUGAUGUUUGGCUUUAGAAAGUUUAGGCAAUGGUGGGUGCCUUCAUUUGGGGAUUGAAAUUCUUGAUGUUCAUCCGAAGUCGCAAUAGAAUCUUUUGUUUUCCUCUC
Molecule: messenger RNA, 676 nt
Organism: Diospyros lotus (date-plum)
Lineage: Eukaryota; Viridiplantae; Streptophyta; Magnoliopsida; Ericales; Ebenaceae
Product: 15.4 kDa class V heat shock protein
Exons: 2
Coding region: 16-531 (171 amino acids)
Biological process (GO): response to hydrogen peroxide; response to salt stress; protein complex oligomerization
Source: RefSeq, a predicted model, not a curated record